AUGUUCACUCGCUUCUCCCAGCGUUUGUAUCGCCGGUCUCCUGCUGCUGCACUCGCAAUGAGUUCCACCGCUUCCGCUGCAGCGUCAUCAUCGUCACCUUUAAAGGUACUCGUCAUCGAUGGCUACGCCCCCGAAGGCCGCGCCGAGCUCGAAGCUGGUGGCGCCAGCACAGCCGGCAGUCUCUACAUCAAAUUGCUGAACAAGUCGGCACCUGCAGGCGUAACAAUCGCUUCGGACGUGGUGCACCCUUCGGACGAUGACUUUCAGACGCCAGAGCUGUCCAAGUAUCAUGCAGUGGCGUGGACGGGAUGCUCGCUGACGAUUCACGACGCCAAAGACACGCGUGUUGCCACACAGAUUGAUCUGGCGAAGAUGGUGUUUGCCAAAGGUAUUCCCCAGUACGGUAGCUGCUGGGCGGCUCAAAUUGCAGUAGUGGCUGCAGGAGGCUUUUGCGCCGCAAAUCCUCGUGGCCGUGAGAUGGGCGUUGCGCGCAAGAUUCAGCUGUCUCCGACAGGCCGUGCACACCCGAUGUUUGAGGGCAAGCCAUCGGUUUUUGACGCCUUUACGAGCCACUAUGACGAGGUGACCCGCAUGCCGCCUGGAGGGCUCGCGCUUGGCGGAAAUGAGUUUACGACAGUGCAGGCUGUUGCCGUGCGUCACAAGAAGGGCGACUUCUGGGCUGUGCAGUAUCACCCUGAGUACGAUUUGCACGAACUUGCGCGACUCACCUAUUGCCGCCGAGCCAAGCUCGUGAAUCUGGGAUUCUUCCCAGACACGAAGAGCGCUGACCGGUACGUGGAUGACCUAGAAACUCUACAUCUCGAUCCGUCCCGACAUGAUAUUGCGUGGCGUCUUGGACUGGAUGCUGACGUCAUGAGCGAAACCACUCGCCAUUGUGAGACGCGCAAUUUCAUCAAACAUCUCGCACUUCCAUACAAAGCGGCUGUUGGGGCCAAGUAA
Messenger RNA from Hyaloperonospora brassicae, 960 nucleotides. The record is from the annotation of a GenBank genome assembly. NCBI's taxonomy places the organism in Eukaryota, Oomycota, Peronosporomycetes, Peronosporales, Peronosporaceae.